Molecule: messenger RNA, 525 nt
Organism: Striga asiatica
Lineage: Eukaryota; Viridiplantae; Streptophyta; Magnoliopsida; Lamiales; Orobanchaceae
Source: the annotation of a GenBank genome assembly
AUGGCUGACUCAAUAGAUCCGAAGGUAGAGCCACAGUCCGAUAGCAUCCACAAGAUCCGGAGUAGAGCCGAUCGAGGUCUAUACAAAGAUUUUGUAUCCGACAACACCAUGAUAGCUACUAUAUCUCUUCAAUCAAAUAUUUAUAAUAAGAAACAGGCCAGAGAUAUUAUAAAACGUUCAACGGAAGUAAACGGAUAUCUGAGGGAUAUCAACGUCAUUAUCCUCAUCAUCCUCACACGCCACCACCACAUCAAGGUGGUUGCGGCCAGGUGGCAGAUCCACCUUUGCCACAUCCCUUGCCAGCUCAGCAACCUUCCUGUCCAUGCGUUCCUUGUGCCGAGGGAACAUGCUGUUGUACAGCAAACAGCUCCCAAACGAGAUACUGUACGCAUUCAAGCCCUUGUCGGAAAGCCACCGGAGAAGCUCCCGGAGAGUGGGGUCACCUUUGAUGAUCCACCGGUCCCACACAGUCCAGCUCAUGUCCCGGUGCUUCACGACCUUGGGAGGCACAGGCUCGGCCAUUGA